Molecule: messenger RNA, 1402 nt
Organism: Galendromus occidentalis (western predatory mite)
Lineage: Eukaryota; Metazoa; Arthropoda; Arachnida; Mesostigmata; Phytoseiidae
Product: beta-1,3-galactosyltransferase 5
Exons: 1
Coding region: 24-998 (324 amino acids)
Biological process (GO): protein O-linked glycosylation
Cellular component (GO): Golgi membrane
Molecular function (GO): hexosyltransferase activity
Source: RefSeq, a predicted model, not a curated record
GUGUCGACAGUGAAGCGAGCGGCAUGAGGUCUAGGCUUCGGAUUGUGACACUGUUCCUAAUUAGUUUUUUGGCGCUGAUAUUCCUGGCGAUUGUUCGUGAGCAUCCAGAACAGCAUUCCCCAGAAAGGAGUCAGGGUUCUCGAGCCACCAAGUUUUCAGUGAGCCGACGCACUGCGGAAGUCAAAGUUUCUGUAAACACUUCGUGGUCUAUGGAAUACCGAGUCAUUCAUGAGCCGUACGUGUUCGACGAAGAAAAAUCUGUUUUGAUCGUGGUGACCUCAGCUCCCGGAAACCUCGAGAAGCGGAACGAGAUCCGGAGAGGCUGGGGCAGUUGGCCUCACGUGAGGGUAGUCUACCUCAUCGGCGUACCCGCGAACUACAGUGAGGAGCAGCGGAGGAAAAUCGCGAAAGAAGUGUCCGAUCAUGGGGACGUUGUCCAGAUUGAUUUCGUGGAUACUUACAGGAACCUCACGCUGAAAAGUUGUGCCCUUGUGAUGUGGGCAGUGCGGAACUCGUGGCCCGGUAGAGAUGUCGUGAUCAAGGCGGACGAUGAUACUUGUGUUAACAUGCCCCUGUUGAGCUCCAUUCUCGAAGACUUCACAGACGGUGUUUACGGCGACUACCGUGAGAAGCGCAAGCCAUUGAGGUGUAAACGAAAAGGCUGCAAUAAAUGGGGUCUCACGUUGGACGAAUACGAGGAUCAGACGUUCCCGCCGCAUGUACAGGGCGCGUUCUACGUGAUCACGGAGAGCGUUCUGGGAGAUCUGUACGAAAAGCUUUUCGAGCCCAAAUAUCUGUUCAUUGAGGAUGUGUACCUCACCGGGUUGGUAACACGAGUGGCCGAAGUUCCGGUACGACCGAUGCCGAGCGGAGCUAGAAUAAAUCCGAUGGUACCAGGAAAAUCAUGGCUGGAGCAAAAGAAUCUGGUGGCCCAGCAUCGGUGUCGCGGAAAGCUACAGAAACAAUUUUGGGCAAAGUCUAUAGGAAAAACUCCUUGAUAGCCUGCUGCCGAGCAAUCGCGCGAAUCUCAAGACCUCCAUGGAGCAACGCAAGUCAUACCCUCGGCGUCGGAUGAAAAUAAAGUCUCAUCUUCAGGGAAAAGUUCCGAAAUGCAUAAGUCGCUGUCCCGUCCCAAAAAAUGUCCAGGCGGAGAGGAGCAUCCGUUGAUUGGAAUUUCGGCUCCAACGUGCUCGGGACAUUCGAAGGGUCCUUGGUAACAAGGGCAGACUUCGUGCAGAAAAUCCAUUCUGGAUCGAUCUCACUCAAGGUUCGAAUGUCAAGGAAGCUGGAGCGGAAAGCCGAGCAUCUCCGCCAACAUACGAAGAAUAGAUCCGAGCAAGUCUCGAGCCCGGUCCUCAGAUUUGAGCUCGUGGGAGCUCAAGCCCGAGUUGGGCGCUCAGGU